Messenger RNA from Neofelis nebulosa (Clouded leopard), 1110 nucleotides. RefSeq lists its product as uncharacterized. The record is from RefSeq and is a predicted model, not a curated record. The coding region runs from base 1 to 846 and encodes 281 amino acids. Gene Ontology annotation, molecular function: structural constituent of ribosome. Gene Ontology annotation, cellular component: cytosolic large ribosomal subunit; ribosome. Gene Ontology annotation, biological process: translation. NCBI's taxonomy places the organism in Eukaryota, Metazoa, Chordata, Mammalia, Carnivora, Felidae. The transcript has 4 exons.
AUGGGCAUCGGACUCUCUAGUUUAGAAGCAGGAGCAAAGACUCACACCGGCAGCAGCUCAACUCUCCAACUCCAAGGGCUGGCCCGCCUUGGGGACGCCAAUGGCCCCAUUCCAUUUGUGGCUUUGGCAGUCGUGGUGCGUCUUUCGGCCGCAGAGCCCAGAGUGCAGCAGAGGUUACUUGCACACCUUCUGCUUCCUCGAGGGCUGAACAGCAGCCGGUCAAGGGCUAACAGGGACCCCAAGAUAGAGAACAGCUCGUCUGAGACCUGCCCCAAAUCUGUCGCCUGGAGCUCUUCCCAUCUCCAGCAAUGGAUGGUCGGGCAGAAAUGCUCCAGCUUCCUGAUCAAGAGGAACAAGCAGGGGCGCCUGGGUGGCUCAACGUUCAGCACCGACCCCAGUAACCCGAAGGCUCGCAAGUCCUCUAACGACAACGGGUUGAUUCACCUCUACACUGUGGGCGUGAAGUCUGGGGCUGAUGGCCAACGGGUAGUGGUGGUCAUGAAGCGGAGAUCCCUCCAGGGAAAACCCACCACCCCCUACCUGUGGACCACCAUGAACAAGAACGCCCCGGCCACCCUCGGAAGCAUCAGGCACAGGAUCCACACGAACAAGGACCACCCAGAUCCGUACGUGGCCGCCAUUCGCACAGCCAGCACCAUCCCUCGCCGCCAGAACCCUGUGACGGUAAAGAGGAAGAGGCCCGCCCCACCAAGAGCUCCUGAGCACCUGCCCCCCACCUCCAAAGCAAUAGAGAUGUCAACCACUUCAAAAAAAACAAACAAAAAACAAACAAACAAAAAAACUGUGACCCGGAGCCACUCCCGGCCAACCUGCAGCCUGAAAUAGCCAAGCCCAGCCAAGAUCAAUCAGAUCCCCACAGCCCUGCUGGACCCCGAGCAAGAAAAAUAAAUUCCCAUUAUUGUAAGCCCCUGAGUUUUGGAGUGUUUGUUCCGCAGCCUUAUUGCGGCAAGAGCCGACUAUUACAAUGACCUAUAUGCAACGUGCAGAUUGACCCUGGGCCUUGUUUGGGCUGUAUGUCACCGCUCGGCAUCCAGUGUGACAGGUGAGGAAUGCUAAGGCAGGAGUGGCAGUCCUAUGACUUGGACAGCA